This is a messenger RNA of Phacochoerus africanus (Common warthog), 821 nucleotides long. Its product is annotated as calcitonin receptor-stimulating peptide 3. Gene Ontology annotation, molecular function: hormone activity; calcitonin receptor binding. The transcript has 5 exons. The record is from RefSeq and is a predicted model, not a curated record. NCBI's taxonomy places the organism in Eukaryota, Metazoa, Chordata, Mammalia, Artiodactyla, Suidae. The coding region runs from base 248 to 625 and encodes 125 amino acids. Gene Ontology annotation, cellular component: extracellular region.
GAAGCAAGUACCGACAUAAUCCUCAUGGGGCUCAGGAUUUUUCCCCUCAUUGGUUGCCUGGAGCUCCGGGACCACCCUGGAUUCACAGCAGCGGGAAUAAGAGCAGCUGCUGGUGCUGAGAGGCAUUAGAAGCACUGCCCAUCUUACGUCUCCUUUCUCCGCCAGUGCCAUCGCCUGCCACCAGCGCGGUUGUUGCUUCUCCCUCUUGGGCUCCAAGCUACCUGGUUCCUGCAUCCAGAGGGGCACCAUGGGCUUCUGGAAGUUCCCCCCCUUCCUGAUCCUCAGCAUCCUGGUCCUGUACCAAGCAGGAAUGCUCCAUGCCGCGCCAUUCAGGAUGGCCUUGGGGAGCAGCUUUGAUUCUGCCACACUCACGGAAGAGGAAAUGUCCCUCCUACUGGUUGCAAUGGUGAAGGAUUAUGUGCAGAUGAAGGCCACUGUGCUGGAGCAGGAGACAGAGGACUUCAGCAUCACCACCCAGGAGAGAUCCUGCAACACUGCCACCUGUGUGACCCACAAGAUGGCAGGCUGGCUGAGCAGAUCUGGGAGCGUGGUUAAGAACAACUUCAUGCCCACCAACAUGGGCUCCAAAGUCUUGGGCCAGCGCCGCAGACAGCCUCAGGCCUGAGCUGUGAAAUGACUCUAGAAAGAAGUUGAACUCAAGUUGCUUUCACUGCAAAGUUGCUUUCACUGCAAAUUAAAAGAACUAAUUUGAAAAAUAGCAUGGAAGACACACAUAUAUGCAUGCUUCUUGCUUGAAAUACAACUAUUUGCUUGAAACAAACUAAACCUAAAUGCAGAAUAAAAUCAUUGCAGUUACCUGA